Messenger RNA from Paramormyrops kingsleyae, 1207 nucleotides. Its product is annotated as SH2 domain-containing protein 1B2. The record is from RefSeq and is a predicted model, not a curated record. Gene Ontology annotation, biological process: regulation of signal transduction; regulation of immune response. Lineage: Eukaryota; Metazoa; Chordata; Actinopteri; Osteoglossiformes; Mormyridae.
GUGCAAGUGAUAUAAUGUGCAACGUUCGCCACGCCUUAUAACUAAAGACACUUAAGUCGUGACGGCGCACGGUGCCGGAGUACGAACGGAACGGAACCGAUACGCUCUGCGUGCUUUUAUGCGGCACAUUUAGGCUAUGCGGUGCAUGUCCGCCUUAGAAUAACUGGCACAGCAUUCGGUGCCGCUUUGGAGUCACCGGGUCACUCUGAGUCCAUUCGCGGACGUGCGUCUGGAUGCCGCGCUGCUUCUGCAUGAUGGGUGACGGAGUGGACAUCCCGGUGUACCACGAAAACCUCAGCAAGAGUGAUUGUGAGGAGAUACUGGGCAGGACAGGGCUGGAUGGGGCUUUCUUGAUCCGGGACAGUGAGACCAUCCAGGGGGCCAUGUGCCUCUGCGUGUACAAGAAGAAGGUUGUGUACACCUACCGGAUACAUCAGACUCACGACGGACUUUACACCCUGCAAACUUCCCCUGGCGUGAAGGAGAGGUUCUUCAAGACAUUGGAGGACCUAAUCAAGUCCUACAGGAAGAAGAACCAGGGCCUGGCCGCGAGAUUACGGCACCCCGUCAUGCCAGAGUCACUCCCUGCUAGCCCCAGCUGCGAAGAUGACAGUCAGGACUAUGAAAAUGUGGUGGACAGCUCGGAGUACGUCAUCGUCCUGCCAUCCUGAGCAAAUCCCCUGUGCUGGUGGAUCUGGUAUCUGGUAACUUCUACCCGAGUGACUCUGGACUUUAAGCUUCAUUUUGUACCAGACUGGACUGAGACUGAAAGCACGGACUGAGCUGAGGAUAUAUGCAUAUCCCUGGAGGACAGUUUUAAAAGCUUGACCUGUGCCAUUUUUAUGUUUAGUUGAAGAACUUUUAUAGAUGUCAAUGUACAUUAGCAUAAUCUCUACUAUAAUGCCAACACCUGCUAUCUUACAGUUUAUUGUAUUAAUGAUUUCUUCAGUGUUGCUUAUGACCCACACACUGUAAAAUAUCACCUCUCAAUGAAGACGUGUGCCUCUCAUAAUGUUAUUUACUGGAAUAUGUCAUGUUUUAUACCAAUUGUAGGAUUUCUGCUAAACUUAUUCAUAGGCUAUUUAGGGUGUUUUCUACUAUAACAUAGUUGUAAUGUGUAGUGCAUUCAGCAAGAAUUUAAAGGGUUGCUGUUUGUUUUGAGAUUAAAUUGACCAAGAAUUCAAUAAAAACAACACUUGAAUUGAUA